Messenger RNA from Anisakis simplex (herring worm), 1089 nucleotides. Lineage: Eukaryota; Metazoa; Nematoda; Chromadorea; Rhabditida; Anisakidae. The record is from the annotation of a GenBank genome assembly.
AUGGAAAGUGCACUAAAGUCGCCAUUGACGAGACAAAAUCUCGAACUCAAUAAAAUUCUCAACAAUUAUUGGAUUAUUUGUGAGAAAAGUUUGCAGGUGCAUAAAUUUGCGAAAGAGUUGGAAUGCUCAUUCGAGAGUUUGGAUGCAUUGCUCAGUUCGAAUCGUAAUUUCACCAACCCGAAACUCACCGCACAAAUGAACGAAGUUUUUAGGAUGAUUGAAGAGACGCUCACUCAAGAGAGACAACAAGGCGAGAAAUUUGUGUCAUCCGUGAAAGAGUCAGCAAAAACCGAUGCGAAGUUACGCGUCGAGAAUGCGAUUGAAUGGGUGCACAACAUGUUGAAUGAACAUGAACGCAGAUUCUAUACGGUUAACGAACACUGGCGAAACUGGCAAGACAAUCGAGUUCAUGAAGAGAAAGUUGUUCGUAUGGUUGAGGAGGUUCAAAUGUGGCAAGAGGAAUCAGUGGAGAUCGUACGUAUAUUGAUUGACAAAGCAAAACAGGCAAAAACAGAACUCGAACGGAAAGAAAUCAAAAGGAAAAUGGACGAAGUUAUUAAGCAACUACCAAAACAAAAAGAUCGAUUACAUGAAGCUGAACAGAUCACAAAAUCAGCUCAGAGUAAUUUCCAUCCCUUAAUUCUGCUCCUUGAGCUCAAAGUUAAUCUUACAAGUGACGAGGCGUUUGAACGUGUUGAAAUGGCAAAACGCAAAUGCCGCGAUUUGGAGGAACGUGUGACCGAAUUGCGUAGUACAGUUGAAACACUUGAGCAACUUGCGGUCCAGCAAGAGAAAGAAGUAAUUCGUGCACCUGUAUUCACUGUUCAAUUACGUGACGCUCAAGUCGACGAAGGCUCUCGUUUCGAGUUCAGCGCUUCGGUAGACGGUCAACCUACACCACACAUCCAAUGGCUCAAGGAUGGAAGAGAUGUACGGGAUAAUGUAGACUACCGACAGAAUUAUUCGAAAGGUGUCGCGACGCUAACAAUUGAAGAAACCUUCGUUGAGGAUACGGCAACUUAUACGAUUCUUGCUGAGAACACUGGUGGAAAAGCUCAGUCAUCAGCACGUCUCAUAGUAAAAUGUUAG